CUAGGAGCAAGGCAUCGCUACUAGAAACAAAGGGCAUUACUACGUUCGUAGCAUUCUUGAGAAGCUAGGAGCCCACCUGGGGCCAUGGCCUGGAGGAGGCACUCACCACUUACUGUUUUGCUGCUGGGAGCUUUGCUCAGAGGUCUUGUUCCUUUGGCUUUUACACCAGAGCCAAGCAAGAGCUCACAGCCAUGUCCGUCGCGGCGGGAGGCCUCGAUGAUGACUGGACUGGGUGCAGCUCUGCUGAGCGGGCCAGCUCUAGCAGAAUCAAGUGCAGAUUUGAUCGUUGGAGCCUCCCGCGAGAAAGCGAAGUAUGAAGCCAGAGAGGGCGGCUUCUUUGGCGCCAACAAGUUCAAGAAGCAAACGGCAGAGUACAACUACACAGACCUUCAGAGCUUCUUGCCCAAGUUGUUCAUGGCCAAGCGUUCCUUUGAGAUUCAGCUGCAGCAGCUGAACGACAAGAAGAUCGAUGUCAACAAUCCAGAGACCUACGCCAAGCUGCGUGCAAUCAAUCGAGAUGAGCCUGUUCGGCGACUCCGAAAAGAGCUAUACCGCACGCAGCAGUGGGUGAAGUACACCGCGAACGACUGGGGGCUGGCUGAAACGGAGUAUGACCGUGUUAGACGAGCUCUGGAUGAGGAAGACUCUCAGUGCUUAUUGAUGUCGAGGUUCGAGGAUCGAGUGCCGACAGCCUCAGUCCGGACGGCCCGACGAAGCAUCCAAGCGAUCCUUGACUCCAUAGAUGACCUCCUACUGCUAGUGCCACAGAACGAACAGGAGGCUGCCAAGGCUGUGGCAGACACGCGCACCAUUCCAACAGCCACGUUGCCAUUGAGGACCAAGAAUCCUCAAAAUGCAUCAAUAAGCGUAAAUGGAGCGAAUGCAACGAGUCCUGCAAGCCCGCCAAGUCCCAGUGAGACGAGCCAAAGCCCGAACCUGGAUGGUGCAUCCUCUUGAUCUGAGGGUUCAUUUGGUUGAAUCGAAUAAGGAAAAGAAGAAACAGCGC
This is a messenger RNA of Durusdinium trenchii, 1006 nucleotides long. The record is from the annotation of a GenBank genome assembly. NCBI's taxonomy places the organism in Eukaryota, Dinophyceae, Suessiales, Symbiodiniaceae.